AUGCCCGCGUAUCCUCCUUCAGAAACUAGUGGAGAGGAGUGUCCGUGGCUUGCUUUGAGCAGCUCCCCGUUGCUCGAAGCGGGGCGGGAGGUGAACGCGCAUCCGCCACCGGGACGUACACCAGCGCUCGCAGUGGCUGCAGCGCAGGGCGCGACACAGCGCCCCAUACUGGUAUGGUACCGGGGGCACGACCUCCGAAUAGAUGAUCAUGCUGCCUUCUGUGCGGCUGCAGAAACGGGUAUGCCGGUGGUUCCUGUGUACGUUUGGAACCCGCAACUGCCGUGGAUGAGUAAACCUGGCAGAGCAGGGCGCUGGCGGCUGCGAGAGUCGCUGCUGGCGCUGGACCGGGAGUUCGCGCACCGCUACGGCGAAGAUGCGCGGCUGGUGGUUCUGCAGGGGAGCCUCGUGGAAAGCAUUGUGGAGCUGGCGCGGGAAACGAAUGCGAGCGCAGUCUACUUCAACCGCUGCUACGAUAUCGGUGCCGCAGAAGUGGACCGAACGUUGGAACAACGCCUUGCUGUUUGGAAUGUUGAACUCGUUAGCUUCAAAUCGGAACUUCUUGUGGAGCCGUGGGAGCUUGCUCAAGACAACGGUGAGCCAUUCAAUGAGUUUCACCCCUUCAUGGAAAAGUGGCUCGCUUUCCCGAAACCGCCCCCACCUGUAGCAGCGCCAUUGAGGCUGCAGACGCUGCCUGGUUUACGGCAACGCGUUUCCCAUGUCGAGAUUCAUGAGCUGGAGCUGGUCUCUGAUCUCAGUCCGGAAUGGUGUGCCCAGAUGGAAUGCAUGUGGCCGCUUGUCGGUGAGCGAGCAGCGUGGAUUACGUUGUCAAGGUUUCUCCGAGAGCGUUAUCCCAAAUUCGGGCGUCGAGAGUCUCGUUGUGCGCUCGACGGCACGAGCCGCCUCUCCAUGCAUGUUCGUUUCGGUGAGAUUAGCCCGCGGCAGCUGUAUGCAGCAAUCAUGGCUGACAUCGUGUCGGACGCGCCUAGCGCGCUUUCCCUAGGGAAUGGAAUACCAGCGCAUUCGAGGGAGCAGAACGGUUACCUGGAGUCGCCACACCGAAUCAGUGCAACACCUCACUCCAUGGAUGCUACUGCUAUUGCUACUGCUACUGCUGCAGUUCCCGGUUAUCAGCCGCAGCGAGCGCCGAUGUUUCCGCUUCGGGUUCAAGUGAACCGACCACGAGGCUCCAGUGGCACGACCUACUUUCUCUACGAUCAUGAGGAUGACGACGACGACGAUAAUAAUAAUAAUAAUGGUGAUGAAGCAGAUGACAACGACGACGGAGGUCGUGGUGGUACCGAUCAAGCGGCUCCAAGGAGCACACGGCAUGCGCUCCUGAACCGUGAGCGUCACGCUACAGCAGGCGAGGCGCUCGCGGCAAACACACGUACCCACACCGAUGCAGCAGAUGCACAACAGACCAUCAGCGCGGUGAAGGCGUUCCUGAAAAACAUGUGCCUCCGAGAAUUCGCGUAUCACCUGCUCUUUCACAAUCCACAGGCCUUCGAAGAGCCGCUACUGCCCGAAUUCCGCGCCUUUCCUUGGCGCUGGAACGAUCAGAGCAUGCUCGAGGUUUGGCGAAGCGGCCAAACCGGGUAUCCCAUCAUUGACGCAGCGAUUCGGGAGUUGCGUACCACUGGAUACCUGCAUAAUCGCAUUCGUUUCAUGAUCGCCGGCUUCCUGACCAAGUACCUUCUCAUUCCGUGGCAGCAUGGUCUCCGCUUUCUUUACGAUCAUGUUCUCGACGGGGACAUAGCCUGUCAGACGCUCGGGUGGCAGUGGACGGCAGGCUGCCACACCGAUGCGUUCCCGUUUGCGUGUAUCGUCAAUCCGAUCACGUUUGGGCUCAGAGAAGAUCCCCAUGGUGAGUACGUGAAGCGCUGGGUACCCGAAUUGGCCGCACUGCCUACGUGUUACGUCCAUCGUCCGUGGCGAGCGCCAGCUUCAGUGCUUGCGCAAGCGGGUAUCGCGCUGGGCUCUUGCUAUGCGCAUCCGGUGGUGGACUCGCGGACGGCUCGAGCGCGAGCACUCGACUCCAUGGACCUCAUGCGGCGUGUAUUUGUACUGCGACAACCAACCCGAUCCCUGUGGUCUUUAAUUGAUCUGCAACAGCCGCAGUUGUGGCUUGAGCAAUCUGCAUCGGAUUCGGACGAUUCCGGGAUGGAAACGUUCUCUUUCACGAAUGGAACGCCAUACGCACUUCAUGAUCGCUUUUCAAGGGGCUCAACGACCAUCAUUGAGGAGCUCGCCCCGACCGUCGAGCACAACGCUCUUCAGUCGCUUUCCUAUGGUAACCACAGUCGUCGAGCAUUCGGCAUUGGCAGUGUACAUACAGCAGCAGCGUUGGUGCCAGAAAGCCGACAACGACAACGACGAGGCUACGCGCCCUCCUGGAUCGAACGUGCGGACGCAGGAGCGUCUGAAGUUGGUGCGAUGCAGCCUGGCGGACGCUCUUCGGGGUCGUCUUCGCAACUGAGUGUAGUGCGUCCCGAGCAACUCAAUGAGUUUCUCCGCUGGGUAACUGGUCCAGAGGAUGCUGCCGCCAACCAGGAACAAGCAUCGGCAACGGCAAACGAGCAGUUGCGAGCAUGGAAUGACCCGCUGGAGCGUGUCCAGACUGCGGACAUUGGUCGGGAGCUCUCGCCUAUCACGACGAGUGCGCAGAGCGUGACCCUGGAACCAGCGCAGCCACAGAAACGGCGACGUGGAGGCCAGCGCAAUCCUACGCGAGCGAGCAUGCUCGGUGUAGCGGAACGCGAAGAGAUAUUGGCAGCGAUAGCGCUGCAACCUAACCAACCGUUUCACUGCUUCGCGCGCUUCCUGAUGCAGCACUAUCGUUUCACACCGAAUACGGUUUUCGGACCACAUACGGACUUUGUUCGCUUGCGCGCGCUCAAAGCAGAGUUAGCUGCUGCAGGAACAUCUUGCGAGGAUUCGACGACCUCCGAAAGGAGCCGCUCGUAUGAACGACAGAAAAGCCGUUGCCUCGGUCACGUUUUAACUGUUGCGAAAAUGAAGCACUUUCUGCGGAAUACGCUUGGACUAGAGGUCACUGGCCAGUGGGAUCGUCGAGCGCACGGCGGGGUGCGAGGUCCGUACGCCUACGGCCUCACGCGCUGCCCAGCGAGCGACGACAAGCGCAGAUGA
This is a messenger RNA of Cyanidioschyzon merolae strain 10D, 3147 nucleotides long. Its product is annotated as probable cryptochrome. The transcript has a single exon. Gene Ontology annotation, biological process: circadian regulation of gene expression; entrainment of circadian clock by photoperiod. Gene Ontology annotation, cellular component: nucleus; cytoplasm. The coding region runs from base 1 to 3147 and encodes 1048 amino acids. Gene Ontology annotation, molecular function: FAD binding; DNA binding. Lineage: Eukaryota; Rhodophyta; Bangiophyceae; Cyanidiales; Cyanidiaceae. The record is from RefSeq and is a predicted model, not a curated record.